Plodia interpunctella (Indianmeal moth) is the source of this 498-nucleotide messenger RNA. Its product is annotated as male-specific sperm protein Mst84Db-like. Lineage: Eukaryota; Metazoa; Arthropoda; Insecta; Lepidoptera; Pyralidae. Bases 142 to 417 code for a protein of 91 amino acids. The transcript has 3 exons. The record is from RefSeq and is a predicted model, not a curated record.
CAAAAAUACAAAUUUCAAAAAAGUUUGUCUGACAUUUGUCAGGUAAAAAUUUCAUUUCGAUAAAAAUUUUAUUGGAAAAAUUAUUUACAUAUUUAUUGGAAAAUAAAAAAAAAUUAAAUAAGUUCAAUUAAAAGCACAAAAAUGCCGCUCCGUAAUUGUUGCGUAGGAUGCCAGGGCCCAAUGACGGGCCCUUGCGGCCCCAAAGCGUACAGAUGCAACCCUAAUGACGGCGCCGGCCCUUGCUGCUGCCACUCCAGUUGGAAAUGUUGCUCGUCGCCUUGCGGAGACGUUGGAGACGUUGGACAUGGAGCACGAGGCGGUGUGGCCGGGUCGUACUUCAGCUGCGGGCACGCAUGCAUCGGCGGCUGCACCAGCGGACUCUGCGGCAGCUGCUGUGGUCCGGCGUGCGGCAGCUGAGCCAGGGAACAGCGCACAGCUGUGUUACAUUGUGAAAAAUUAUUUGUGGAAAUUCUAACCAAUAAAUUCUUUUUUGUAUAA